AUGGAAUUAGCCGUCUCCCACGAAGAUACCGACAUUUUAUUGAAGGAAAAGAACAUCUUGAAUGAAGAUGUCUUGGACAAGUACCGUUUGGCGGGCCAGGUCUCGCAGACCUGUCUCGUGUACAUCACCAACUUGAUCCGCGACUCCUACCACUUGGGCACACACAAGCCGUACACCGCUGCGGAAUUGUGUCUCUUGGGUGACUCUUACCUCAAGUCUGCGCUUGAAACUGUCUACAAGAAGGGCUCCAAGGCCGUCAGAGAGAGAGGUAUUGCCCAGCCAGUCACCAUCGAGUUCAACGAGAUCGUCGCCGGCUUCUCCCCCGAAUUAGACGAGGCCUCCAACAUCACUUUCAAUGCCGGUGACAUUGUAACUAUCACCUUGGGGUGCCAGAUCGAUGGGUACACCGCCAACGUGUCCCACACCAUAGUCAUUUACCCACAGGGCCAGGCCGAUGCUGAGACCCAGCAGGUGAAGCCGGCCGGCCCGUUGUUGGGCGGCAAGGCCGACGCUGUCUGCGCUGCUCAUAUCGCUACUGAGUCCGUGAUUGCGCUCGUCGGUGCCUCUUUGGCCCCAGAAAAACUUCCAGCCGCGCUCAACGCUGGCUCCGUCGUCACCGGUUCCCACAUCAGAACGCUCGUCAACAGCAUUGCGGAGUCCUUCAACUGUGUGGUUGUUCCAGGCUCUAGAAUCAGAAGAAUCCGCCGUUUCUUGGCCGGCCAGGCUGAGGGUGUGGUUGCCGAAAAGGAAUACAAGGGUGUUGUGUGGUCCGAGUCCGAUCAGGAAGAAAAGUUGUUGAACAUGUCCACCAAGUACUCCGCUGAUGCCUCCUCCGAGAUGGUCAAGUUCGACAAGACCCACAACUCCGGUGUCACCUCCGACUCUGCCAUCCCUACUGACGAGUUUGUCGUCAUUCCGGGUGAGGUCUACAUGGUUGACAUCAAGAUGGCCACUUUGAGAGACAUCCAGGAAAUCGGUUUGGUAACCUUGGAGAACGUUGACCAGUUCACCGGCAAGAACCACAACCAAACCACGUUCUCCGCCAAGCCAAGCAUCUACGUCAGAGACUACGCGCUUUCCCACCAUUUGCGCCUCAGAACCUCCAGACAGAUGUUGUCCCAGGUCGACAGAGAGUGCUCCGUGUAUCCAUUUAAGUUGUCCCACACCUCUGCCAACUUCCCUGUCGAUGAGUCUAAGGAUGUUGAGGCCCAGAUGAAGGCGAUCAACGCCGACAUCCAGCAGGCCAGGUUGGGGCUUUCGGAGUUAGUCAACAGACACUUGGUCGCCGCCAGACCAAUCCAGGUUGCCAAGUUUGUGCCCUUGCAGAUCAUUCUCAAUACCGCGAACCCUACCGGUGCCCGUGGGUUCGAUGCCGAAAAGCCAACCCUCCCGGGCUUGGAAUUGCCAUUGCCAAGAUUGGGUGUUUCCUCCUUGAAAAUGAAAUCCUUGAUGAAGAACUCGAUUGCGCUUCCGGUCGCCAGAGAGAUGGCCACCAUCGUGUUGAACAAUACCGGUGCUACCAGUCAACCGGAAGUCUUGAGAUUAACCGGUGGUAAGACUUCUGUUCCGUCUUGGGUCCACUCUGACCUUCAGUUGAACGGUGAGUUGGCCCAGACCGUCUCCCAGUUGAUGCAAUUGACCCAGGGCAGAUUUGGCAUCAAGGUCCGCGAGUGCCAGCCGUUCAACUGCAAUAACUAA
Molecule: messenger RNA, 1698 nt
Organism: Babjeviella inositovora NRRL Y-12698
Lineage: Eukaryota; Fungi; Ascomycota; Pichiomycetes; Serinales
Gene: ARX1
Product: putative hydrolase
Exons: 2
Coding region: 1-1698 (565 amino acids)
Source: RefSeq, a predicted model, not a curated record